AUGUCCGGAGAACGUUGCUUUCGAAACCCUUAUUGUGAUUACAACGAAGAUGUGCACGGAAAUAGCAACGAAUAUGUUUCCAAAGAAACUGUGCUGACACUGAUUAAAACUUAUGUGGAUAUGAUAUUGAGUAAGAAACAUGAGACACCACGAGAUGAUCUGUAUGUUGGGGCCGCCGGUACGGCGUUUAUGUUUUGGAAGCUGUCCCGGUCGCCAGCAACGGCAAAAGCCUACCCGUGUUUGGAUCAUGCCGCGAUGUACAUUGACCUAGCAAAAACAAUAGCCACAGGAAAAGGACAGUCUAACAAGCGCACUGUAGCAUUUCUUUGCGGUAACGCUGGGAUAGCCGCAGUUUCGGCGGCCAUUUCCGACGCGCGAGGCAACAAACAGGACGCUGCUAAGGAUGUCGAAGAAUUUUUAGAAGGUUUUCGCGUUUGCACGACAGACGACAACUGCGAUGACGAAGUGCUGGUAGGCCGAGCGGGUUAUCUUCACGGCGCUUAUUGGUUGAAUCAAGUAGUCCAACCGAAACCAAUAGCCAACGUGGAUGUGGAGAAAGUGUGCGAGACCAUUAUGAGGCGCGGUCGCGAGUAUGCUUCUAAGCAGCGUUCCGCUUCUCCGCUGAUGUAUGCGUACCAUGACAAGGAGUAUCUUGGUGCAGCCCACGGCAUUUGUGCCAUUUUGCAUGCCUUGCUCGAAUCCCGAUGGUUCCUUUCGUCGGAGGAUGGCAAACUUAAAAAUGUUAGUUCUGCCAAAGUAGCGGACAUAAAAAAUUCAAUCGACUACGUGCUGUCUUUGCAAAGCGACGAUGGGAACUUUCCUACAAGGCCCGAUUCAGACAGAAUGCUGGUACAUUGGUGUCACGGAGCCGCCGGGGCAAUUUAUCUUCUGGCCAAAGCAUAUCUCACAUUUAAAGAAGAACGUUAUUUAGAAGGUUGCCGCAAGUGUGCCAAUACUAUCUGGGCCCGUGGAUUGCUUCGCAAGGGGCCAGGCAUUUGUCACGGUGUUGCUGGGAAUGGGUAUGCCUUUUUGUUGAUGUACAGAUUGACGGGCGAACGGAGGUAUUUGUACCGAGCUCAAAAGUUUGCCGAAUUUUUUACCACCAGCACUUUCUCCGCCCGAGUGCUGGCCCCCGAUCGGCCUUACAGUCUCUACGAAGGAUUGUCCGGUACGGUUUGUUUCCUGGUUGAUAUUUUAGAUCCAACCACUGCCAGUUUCCCAUUUAUGGAUGUAUUUGAAAGCAAAGUAAAUGCCCACAAUGACGAAUAA
Molecule: messenger RNA, 1269 nt
Organism: Anopheles cruzii
Lineage: Eukaryota; Metazoa; Arthropoda; Insecta; Diptera; Culicidae
Product: lanC-like protein 3 homolog
Exons: 2
Coding region: 1-1269 (422 amino acids)
Biological process (GO): carbohydrate metabolic process; peptide modification
Cellular component (GO): plasma membrane
Source: RefSeq, a predicted model, not a curated record